Messenger RNA from Magallana angulata, 3469 nucleotides. RefSeq lists its product as uncharacterized. NCBI's taxonomy places the organism in Eukaryota, Metazoa, Mollusca, Bivalvia, Ostreida, Ostreidae. Gene Ontology annotation, molecular function: scavenger receptor activity. Bases 30 to 2645 code for a protein of 871 amino acids. The transcript has 19 exons. The record is from RefSeq and is a predicted model, not a curated record.
CUUCAGUCCUUGCGUGUUUUGUUCUAGUCAUGACUUUGAUGUGCGUGUUCUUCGGAUUUUUGGAAAUCACAAACGGUUUUGUUAAUGUUGCUCUAAACAAACCAGCACAUCAACUGUACCCAUACAGAUCAGGCGACGAUAGAUGCGACGCAAGUAACGCUGUAGACGGACGUAAAUCUGACCUGAAUUUGUGGGGAGGUCAAUGUGCUGUAUCGGCUGAUUACAAACAAACCGCCACCUGGUGGGUGAAUCUAACAAGCAUCCACAACAUCCAUCACAUCACCAUAUACUUCUUGACAAACAAUGCACCCACAUUAGAUUUCCAGAGAACAUAUGCCAACUUCUAUCUUGGAUUCUCUUUAUACGUCUCAAAAACUACAGACAUGCAUCAGGGGACUCUAUGUUUCAAGGACAACCACUUCACAAUGUAUACCCUCCCUGCCGUCUUCACCGCCACCUGUCAUGCACAUGGACAAUACGUCAUCUACUACAACGAGAGACGAAAUACUUACCGCCGAGGCUUCACCCUCAAUGUUUACAGUAACCUCUGCGAAGUUGAAGUUUAUGGUUGUCCUAAAACAGGAUUUUACGGAUCUCACUGUUCCAUUCCCUGUCCAGACGCUAACUGUCAGUACUGUCACAUAGAAACGGGCACCUGUCAAAGCUGUAAACCCGGGUUCAGGGGUCAACGCUGUGAAUUUGCUUGUUCAGUUGGAUAUUUUGGACAAGACUGUACUGAAAAAUGCAAAAGUUCUUGUAAAGGCUGUAACCAUGUUACUGGUCUAUGCGAUUCAGGCUGUCAGUCUGGAUGGAUCGGGGACUUCUGUGAGCAAGAAUGUAAAGAAGGGAAUUACGGAGACGAAUAUAUUCUUGACUGUGGGCGCUGCAGAAACAAGACCAAAUGCCAUCAUGUGGACGGAACAUGUGUAGAUGGGUGUGAACCAGGAUACAAACUAGAAUACUGCCAGCAACCUUGCGAAAAAGGACUGUAUGGUGUUGACUGCAGGGAGUUUUGUGGACACUGUCAUGACAUAAGUCAGUGUUCCAAUAUCAAUGGGACAUGUUUGACUGGAUGUGAUGCUGGUUAUGAAGGUGUACUGUGUAAACAGCCUUGUGAUGAAGGUUCAUAUGGAGGAGACUGCAAUGAGACAUGUGGACAUUGUCUUGACGUCAAACAGUGUUCCAAAAUUAAUGGAACAUGUUUAACUGGAUGUGAUACAGAUUAUAAAGGUGACACGUGUAAAGCACUUAUCGAUUGGUCGAAUUCUACAGCGACUGAAACCGACAGGAAACUGAAGGACUGGAAUAAAUAUAUACGAUCCGUUUUAUCGAUUUGUCGAAACCUACAGCGACCUAGGAAAAAUCAAACACUGCACACAAAUAUCAUGAUGAUAUCAGUCUCAAGUUUCCGCAUGAAUGACCGAGGUCGUUGUGGAAUUUGCUGUGUUUGUUGUGGACUGUUUUGCUGGAGAGUGAAACGUUUUAUAGAAGGAUCAAAUCAAAACAACGAUAACCGCCUAAAUUCUGAGGGACUGUUCAACGCAGGUCUUACUUUGGAAGAAAGUCCUGAAGUCCGGAAUGCCCCCCUUGAUGUCUCCUUACAAUCUUUGGAUCCGUCGUCAAACGGCGAAAAUGUCCCUAUUCAACACUCAGAUCACCAAUUGCAUACCAGAGAAGUGAGUGCUCAAAUGGAGUCACGCAUUGUCAAAACUGUCCUGAGCACAGGAGUGGAUCGGCAAAGGGUGAUGCAGGUCAUAGAGAGAAGGCUAAGAGAGACAGGUGAUAACUUCUUAAAUCCGGAAGACCUGCUAAACGCAGUUUUGACCUUGCAGCAGAAUCAUGUGUCUCCACAGCAAGACAACACAGACACUAGCCAGCCACCUAUGAUCGAAGUUGUCCUGGACACGGGAGUUAAUUGGAACAGCGUUAUGCAGGUCAUAGAGAGGAGACUGAUAGAGACAGGUGUAAACUAUCAAACUGCUGAAGAGUUGCUCGAUGCUGUAAUAACUUUGGAACAGAAUUCUGAGACAAACAGUACCUACCAACAUCCAGAUUAUGAAGAUUAUAUCGCGGCCAUGGUUUUAGAAGAGAGUCAAGGGAGCGACUUUAUCAUUCCAGAUACCACACCACUACCUUAUACAAGCGGUGACAGUCUCAAUGCUAACACUUUAACAUCUGAUCAUCCAGUUGACACUGAAGUCCUUCGUGUUGACAUGCAGCAGCCUAUUGUCCUGUCUGUUUUGGAGACUGGAGUAGAUCGAAACGACGUGAAAACAGUCAUUGAGAGAAGACUAAGCGAAACAGGAGAGGAUUUCCCUAAUGUUCAGGAAUUGAUGGAUGCUGUCCUUGCUUUCGAUAGUAAUACCAGGUACUCAAAUGUCCAUCAAGGUAUCUCCAGAUUACCUGUACCUCUUGAUGCAUCCCCUGGCAAUGCCAGCUAUCGAACUCAAGCUGCAAAAUUGGCAGAAGAGAAUCGCCAACUAAGGCAGCAGAAGGUGUGCAAGGUCUGUUUGGACGCUGAGAUUGGGAUGGUCUUUCUGCCCUGUGGACACCUGUGUUGUUGUCAGGCGUGUGCUCCCAAUGUUGGACAGUGUCCAGUAUGUAGGGCAAACAUUAAUAACAGAGUGCACGUGUUUAUUCCGUAAAAAACUUCAACAACCGUGUGUCAUGUUAUUUAUAAUAUGGAAAAGAAAUCGAAUGCAAUGGAAUGUGUAAUGUGUUUGCCACAUUUUUCAUCAGAUUAAUGUAAACAUGGAUAUAUCACAUAUUAUACAAUGACCUGUAAAUAAUUAUAUAGAAUAAAAUAUAAAUAUCAAUGUAAGAAAUUUUUGAGGAAAAAAAUGGUUUAUUCUUAUUCGCCGAUAAUUGGCUUCUAUAAUGACUACUACAAAGCCUUCGAAAUAAUAUUUCUACAACAUAUAACCGGGGGUCGUUUUUAAAUUAUACGAUUUAAUUAAACAUAUUGUACUUUUUGUUUCAAUAAUUGACAUGUGUGUAUAUACAAUUGUUACACUAGCGGUUUAAUUAAUAAUAAGUGGCUAGUUUGUAUAAAAACAUAUUGAUAGCUUUGGCUUAUCUGAUAUAGGCAUCAGUAAAAUCUUAUUAUAUGUCCACAAAUUAAAUAGUGAACUACAGAGUUCCUCAAAAGGUUCAUUUAAAUUGAAAGUGCGACUUAUGUAAAGCCAAUCAAAUUGGCGAUGAACUUUAUUAUAUUUUAGAAUGUAGUGCAUUGUCACAUUUCAGAAAUUAAUCAUUAUCUUAAAAACCUAAACAAGUUGAUAUUUAGAACUCUUAUGUCAUCUUCAUAUCAUCUUCAAACCAUGUAUUUGUUAUAAGAAUGUGUACUUUAAUUAGUAAAGUAUUUGAUUUGGUCGGUCAUCCUACGUAAGAACUACAUAAAAUUCAUUGUUUAUUUUAUUAUUCUGUUAUUAUUAUAUUAUUAUACUUUUGUAUAUCAUUCUUCUGUACC